This is a messenger RNA of Populus nigra (black poplar), 1583 nucleotides long. RefSeq lists its product as uncharacterized. Gene Ontology annotation, biological process: regulation of flower development. NCBI's taxonomy places the organism in Eukaryota, Viridiplantae, Streptophyta, Magnoliopsida, Malpighiales, Salicaceae. The transcript is spliced from 4 exons. The record is from RefSeq and is a predicted model, not a curated record. Gene Ontology annotation, cellular component: nucleus. Gene Ontology annotation, molecular function: protein binding. The coding region runs from base 295 to 1329 and encodes 344 amino acids.
UUGAGUUGAGAGAGAGCAGAAACUUGGUGUUAUAGCAAUGUCAUGCCUUGAUUAAACUAAUCAGAGCCCAAGUGUCAUCUGCGCUGCCGUGUGGCAGUUCUAUUACCAAAAAGAAGCAGCUCGUCACGAAAAUAAUAAGCAAUUGCGGCGGCGGCGACAGCGGCAGCGACAACGACAACACCAACGGCAACGACAACGACAACACCAACGGCAACGACAACAACUUAUCUCAAGUUUCUUGUCCUAGUUUUCUAAUAUUUUGAGUUCAAUUCUAAAAGAAUUGGACUCAAAAAUAUGUCUUCUGAUCUUUAUGUUCUUGAUGCCUCUUUCUACCACCAUUCAACUGCAGAAAUAGUCUCUCCAGAUGGUGGUGAUCUUUUCUUCUCUGACCCUUUUUCUCCUUUUUGUGACUCUUCCAUUGAUAUUCUUCAAGAAUCCUCAAACAACCAAAACAAUCAAUGCCCACUUGAAAACUCUAACUCUGUAGACAGUUUUAGCCCAAGUAUUCUCUCCUCUUCACCUCCAAGUCACCAACUAGAGAAUUUGUCACUUUACCAGACAAACCAUUUGCAGGCUUUAGCAAAUGGUGAAAAUCUGGCCAGUGGGUAUACUAAUUUCCCUGGCUUGGAUGCUUUGGAGGUGAAAACCGAGGAAUGUCAACUGAGUUUUAAGUCCACUUACAAUCAACACUCUUUUAUGCCUCAUAGUUAUAGUAGCGUAGAGAAUGUGGCAACGAUGAUGCAAAGAAGCUACAGUAGCAAUUCUUUUGAAGGCAAGCCUGGCUUUCUCUUUCAACCUCGCUUUGAUACUCUCUUGGAGUCUCCAAAUUAUCAAAGUCAAGCUUUAAGCUCACCUGAAAACAACUUUCUUGCUGGUCAAUUGAGGAGGGUUUACAGCACUGGUGAUUUACAAAAUAUUAAUAGAACAACGCAUGCAACAGAGAUGUCCCUUUCAAGUCCUUUAGCUACAGAGAGCUCGUUUAUAGAAGAAUCAAACUUCAAAGUAGGACGUUAUAGUGCUGAAGAAAGGAAGGAGAGAAUCUCAAAGUAUAGAGCCAAACGUACCCAAAGAAACUUCACCAAGACAAUUAAGUACGCCUGCCGCAAAACACUAGCGGACAACAGGCCACGUAUACGUGGCAGAUUCGCACGAAACGACGAAACUGGCGAGAUUCCCAAGGUUGCAUGCUCUACCAGAGAUGAAGACGAAGAGGAGCUAUGGUUUGAUGGGUUACACGAAGAGGAAGAUGAAGGGGCAAUUAGAGGAUCAUCAGGAGGCUUCGUUAACAGUUUUCUUCAGCCUCAGUUUCAGUACUAUGGUACUUACUGAUUGACAACAAUGAAGCUUUUUGCUUCUGGAGAAACUCUUUUCAGUGCUAGGAUGUUUAAUUAUUAGGACCACACAGCUGUGAGGGAAAAGGUCUUUUUGAACAAAGGAAAGGAAAUUCAAAGUGGCUUUUGAAAAUAAAAUCAUUGUUCGAUUAAUAUAUACACAGGGUGGCUUAAUUUGUCAGUAAAUUUGUGUUUUCUUUUGCCUUUUGUAUAUGAUGGUCAAUAAUCAAUGACUCUAUUUUGACUUUUGCA